AUGAGCAAUCCAGUGUCUUGCGUCGAGUGCCAGCGCCGCAAACAAAAGUGCAGCCGAGUCUUCCCCUGCAAUCACUGCUCGAAGAGGGGCGUGGCCCAUCUUUGCCGUUUCGUGUCGGCCAGAGGAAACGACCAAGGGCAUUCGUUUGAGAGUCAAGAAAAGCCCUCGCUGAAGCGGAAGAAUGGUCCGAUCGACGAUGUUGUCGCAAUAGAUGACUCGGGCCCUUUCGAUGCGGCUAACGAGCUCGCCGCCUUGGGCUAUAUGUCAGAUAAGCUGUCCGUUGAAGCCGUUAUCGAGCCCUGUACGACCGAGAAAGAGUCUGAAGAUCUUCGAACAGCUCUGCAAGCGGUACCCCCGAAGCCUUAUACAGAUUGCCUGGUCCACAACUUCCUCAACGGGGCCAACUAUCAGUACUUUUCCAUUUAUCCACCGCAGUUCCUCGGCCAGUAUGAAGACUGGUGGGCGAAUAGAUCCACUGGCAAGAGUGUCACCUGUGGUCUCACAUGUCUCAUUUUGAGAGUCUGUGCGUGCUCUGCGCAAUGGAUCAUGUUCGACUCCGUCCGAAGAAGACUCGAGUCGGAGCUGGGGGUGAGCCUGCAGGCUCUCACCGAACGCCUACAUACCUCCGCUACCAAGCUAAGUGCCAGUAUCCCACCAGGACGGGGCGGCUUGACCCAGGUACAGCAGUUAUUCCUCUCCGCCUUUUGGUUCAAGGCCGAGGAACAAUGGAUCGAUUCGUGGCACUCGUUGAGCUCAGCCAUCCGGGAGGCACAAGAAAUUGGUCUGCACAGAGAUGAUCUCUCUCAAGGCGUCUCGGAGUUUGACCAGGAGACCAGAAGGAGGCUCUGGAUUCUUCUCUUUACCUGGGACUGGCAAAUGUCUGCGCUGCUGUCCCGCCCGCUCAUGAUCAACUACGCGGCUUGCUCCUUCACUCCUCCCAACCUGGGCCUAGAAGCCUCUGCCCGGGAGCCGGGAUUACCUUCUCCGUACAGCCACAUCGCCUAUGAAUUUAACCUCAUCCAGGAUCUUGCCGCCAAGUUCAGCAUCGCGGCCAAGGAGCUCGGCGCCGAGAAAGCCGCCGCCAUCCAGGCCGAGGUCGAGAAGUGGAUGGAUUCCCUCCCGGCUGUCUACCAGCGACGUUCCCCGGACACGCGGUGGGACGAAAAGCAUUACUGGAUCCGCUUCCAGCGCCACCACAUCCACGUCGUGGGCUUCAUGGCGUCGCUCGGCCCCGUUAAGCAAUACCUGGUCAGCCGGCCGGGGAGCAGCGGCAGGUCGGAGCUCGAGAAGAGCCUGCUGGCCUCGGGCGUCUCGUGCUGCCUGGAGCUAUUGGAUAACUCGCGGAAGCUGUUCGAGUCGGUGACGUACGUGAGCUCAAAGUUCCACUUUGGCGUCUUCUGCGUCUUCGACACCGCCACUGUCCUGUGCUCGGCCAUCCUCCACGACAUCGACGGCGACCUGCCCGACCGCCCGGCCGCCGUGGACGCCAUCGCCGCCGCCCUCCGCAUGGUUGACAGGGUCAACAUCGAAACCGGCGGCUACGGGGCCCUCUGCCGCAUCCUCCGCAGGCUCCUAGAGAGCCUGCCCCUGACGGCGGCCGAGCGUUCCGGCCUGGGCGGCGCCGGCGAGGCCCCGAAGCGCGUCAGAACCGUGGACACAUCGUCUCCGGAAAGCGACCGGACGAGGGUCGACUCAUCACAGGGGGACGCCCCGUGGGGCGUUGACCCGGGCAUGGCCGCCGUGGGCAGGGUGCCGCCUUCUGGCGAGCCGGCACCGCUGGAUCCGGCGUUUGGCUCCCGGCAGGCGUUUCCUAACGACCUCGACGGGGGUGUCUCUUACGACCUCGACGGGGGUGUCUCUUAUGACCUGCUCAAUAUUGGAGGGAUAGGGGCGCUGUGGGACUGGGAGACUCUCGACCUUGGCACGCCGGGGCCGUUAAGUGAAGACCCUUCCAGGCCUGUUCCAAGGCUUCCUUGA
Messenger RNA from Phialemonium atrogriseum, 1977 nucleotides. RefSeq names its product fungal-specific transcription factor domain-protein. Gene Ontology annotation, cellular component: nucleus. Bases 1 to 1977 code for a protein of 658 amino acids. Lineage: Eukaryota; Fungi; Ascomycota; Sordariomycetes; Cephalothecales; Cephalothecaceae. Gene Ontology annotation, molecular function: DNA binding; DNA-binding transcription factor activity, RNA polymerase II-specific; zinc ion binding. The record is from RefSeq and is a predicted model, not a curated record. The transcript is spliced from 7 exons. Gene Ontology annotation, biological process: DNA-templated transcription; regulation of DNA-templated transcription.